Linum trigynum is the source of this 2979-nucleotide messenger RNA. The record is from the annotation of a GenBank genome assembly. Lineage: Eukaryota; Viridiplantae; Streptophyta; Magnoliopsida; Malpighiales; Linaceae.
GCCGAGCCAGCAGCAGCUUCGGCUCCAGAUAAUCAGAUGACGGAGCUGAAAAACAUUCUAGCGUCAUUCAUGACUACCACUCAGGCAACUGUCACGAGGUUGGACCAGAGCAUAGCCUCACUAGAGGUAGGCUAGAGGAACCAAGGUGCCAUUUUGCAAGAUCUACAGAACCAGAUGGGUAGCAAGGCUCGCCAAAUUUAUACCCGGGCCCCUGGAACUCUACCUGCCACUACCAUCCCCAAUCCACGGGAGGAGCACCAGCAGCUGGAUGCCAUUUUUACCAGGAGCGGUAAGACCAUAUCCGCUAAUCCUGUCCCGGCCAGGCAGGAGGGACCACUACCUGCUUCAGCACUUCCAGCCGACGAUGCAGAAGUGCGGAUGGAGAAGGAAGCCCCUACUCCCAAGCCACAACCAGUGGUUAAGAAGCAUGUACCCCAGCUUCCCUUCCCCACUCGCCUGCACAAAGACAAGCUGGAGACUGAGUUUGCCAAGUUUAUGGCAAUGUUGAAGCAGCUCAACAUCAGCAUACCGUUUGUGGAGGCACUGUCGAAGAUGCUCAAGUACGCGAAUUUCAUGAAAGAUCUCCUCACCAACAAGAAGAAACUUGGGGAUCUCUCGACAGUGUUGCUGAGCAAGGAGUGUUCUGCUAUCCUGCAGAACAAGCUGCCCGAAAAGCGCAAGGACCCAGGGAGUUUUACUAUCCCUCUUACUAUUGGCUGCAUGCAUGUAGGCAAGUCCUUGGCGGACCUAGGUGCUAGCAUAAAUGUCAUGCCAUAUAAGUUGUUUAAUAAGAUAGACUUAGGUGAACUUAGCCCUACUAGGAUGAGUAUUCAGCUCGCUGACUGUUCCUUUGUGCAUCCUAGGGGUGUCAUAGAGGAUCUGCUUGUUAAUGUAGGUGCAUUCACAUAUCCUGUUGAUUUUGUUAUUCUGGAUAUAAAUGAGGAUGUGUAUGUGCCUUUGAUUCUGGGUAGACCAUUUCUUGCCACCUACAAGGCACUUAUUGAUGUGCAUGAUGGUAAACUGAUCCUGCGUGCUGGGAAUGAACAGGCUACUUUUUCUGUGACUGAAUUCGAUCACUGUGCUAUGAUUGCUGUCACACCUGUGCAUGCCAUUUCUGACCUGGUACACGAGCCUGUCGUGUAUCCUUCUGCAUCUCUCAUUUUGCAGGAUCCUCCUCUCACUCCUUCGCCGCCACUCCAUCCAGCCUCGCCUCCGAACAAAAAGAUCAAGGAGGAGUGGUGGCCGAAGCAACAGGUUGCUAAGCCUGCACGGAAGAAAGGUGGAGACCACUACGAGCUGGUUCCACCUCCUGCACCACGACCACCCUGGCCAUCCAAGUACUCACUCGCCUGCAUCUUGCCGGAUGGCCAAGUCGAGCUGACCAAUGCUGGUGGUCGCACCCGUCGGGUGCAUGGCCACAACCUGAAGCUGUACCUCAAGAGCGAUGUGGAUCCGCUCUUGGAGUCACCUGUUCCUGCACCCCGCUGAGUAUCCACCAUGGGCGUCCAGCUAAAAGACGGUAAAGAAGCGCUUGUGGGGAGGCAACCCCACCACGGUUUGACUUUCUUUCUUGUGUUUUGAGUCGGAUUGUAAACCGGUUUGGUUUUGGUUUGUGUUCUUUUGUUUUGGAUGAUGUAUUAUUGGGCUGACCAUUGGACCUAACAUAUUGUGUUUGAGCUCUUUUGGUCCCCUUUAGCUGUGCUUUGUUCCAGACUGGUCCCUCUCUAGUCCGCUUCACUCGGCGGGUCCGCUUCCAGUCUCAUGUAGUCCGUGCGCACUGGUAACAUCGUUCCCCUUAUCCUUACCUCUUCUUCAUUGAGGGCAAUGUCGAUCUUAAGUGUGUGGGGGGAGGGAUGUUUAUCUUUUGACUGCAUUAGAUCUGUUUGUGUGCUUGGAGCCUAGUCCACUGUCCAAAUCUCGAGAUUUGAGGGCUCCAAGCACUGCUGUUUGCUUGAUUUUUGAUCGUAUUGGCACUGUGGAUGUGAUUAGUGAAUUGAAUGGCUUUUGACUUGAUGCAUGACAACUUGAGUGUGACUAAGACAGCUUAUUAUGAUGACUGAGAUGUGCAGUAGAACUGUGUAGGGGUUCAGUUUUUCAACUGUUUGCUUACCAACGGUGACUUUGAUUGAUCACUUGCUUUUGACUGUCAUUUAUGCAUCUAGUCCAGGGAAUCAGAACGAGAGAUAGAGCAUAUAGGUAGCCAUGUGAGAUUUGAGCCUGCUCGUUUCUUUCUUGUGCGAUAGUUCCCUCUUCCAUAAUAUGCAGCAUUCACGUUGUCAUUAGCUAAGAUGAUGGAGGCAUAGGAUUAGCCCACGACCAAAUUGACUGUCCCGGUGUGUCAUACCCCCUAGUCAGCCCCUUUAAGCCGUGUGUUACCCUUUCUUUCGGUCUGCAAUGCUAAAUCACCCUUUUGCAUCUCUUAGAAGGUUCCACAGAGUGGUUUCUUGCAUGUUCUUUGCUGUUUCUGCUAAAUAUAAUGUGAGAGUUGGAGGUAGUUCUUUAAAAGUUGGGCACGUGUUUGAAAAUGUGCAGAGGUGGUGGUUCUCUUAAGAAAUGAAAAAAAUGAAAGAAAAACAAAGAAAAAAUGAAAGCAAAAGAGAGCCACCAUAAAAAAUCUAAAUAGUGCCCAUUAAGUAGUGUUUCUCAGCAAUCUGGCUUAGAAAUACUAACAUUUAUGUGACCUCCUUCGCUCUUGUGUUCUGAAAGAUUUGAGUAAUGUAGAAUAGCAUAAAGAAAGUUACUGGUUUGAUUGAUUGUUAGUUUGUUGGGUUUGGAAAUGUGGAGCCUUGUGCUAUGAAUACUUCCACCACCUAAAAGGCCUUUUCCCCAUGUCCAAGACCCUAGCCAGUCAUCUGAACCUGUGUCUAAGACCUCCGGAUUAGUUAGUGGUGACACCUCAUUUGUGAACUCUAGCAUUUAGAGGCUGCCUUCAUGGUGAAGAGACGUUAGGGAUUGAGAGAAUAAGCAUGCGCAUUUUUC